Sitodiplosis mosellana (orange wheat blossom midge) is the source of this 2332-nucleotide messenger RNA. Its product is annotated as platelet-derived growth factor receptor alpha-like. Gene Ontology annotation, cellular component: signaling receptor complex. Gene Ontology annotation, molecular function: protein binding; transmembrane receptor protein tyrosine kinase activity; ATP binding. The transcript is spliced from 12 exons. Bases 79 to 2190 code for a protein of 703 amino acids. The record is from RefSeq and is a predicted model, not a curated record. NCBI's taxonomy places the organism in Eukaryota, Metazoa, Arthropoda, Insecta, Diptera, Cecidomyiidae. Gene Ontology annotation, biological process: cell surface receptor protein tyrosine kinase signaling pathway; positive regulation of kinase activity; protein phosphorylation.
CACGGUGCUUACAUUAAUGCCAAGGGCAUAAAGAAAUCGACACCACUUCAUGUAGCUACGAAGAAUGGUCGUGUAAAAAUGACUGAAUUUCUCAUCGAACAUGGUGCUGGUGUCAACGCUAUAGAAAUCGAUAGUUGGACGCCUCUUCAUUUGGCUGCAGAAAAUGACCAUGUGAAAGUCGCAGAAAUUCUCAUCAAUCAUGGAGCCGAGGUAGAUGCUAAAAACAUUAAUAAAAGUGUGCCACUUCAUGUGGCUUCAAAGAAUGGUCAUGUAAAAGUGGCAGAAAUGCUCAUCAAACACGAUGCAAAUGUCAAUGUCACAGAUGAAUUUGGAUUCACACCUCUUCAUUUGGCUGCAUCAAAUGGUGAUAAGAAUAUGGUUGAAUUUCUCAUCGAAAAGGGCGGCGACGUGAAUGCAAAAGACGUUAAUGGAUUCACGCCAUAUGACAAGGCAAAAACUAAUGGUAACGACGAAGUCGCAAAAAUCCUCAUGGAACAUGGCGGGAAUCCAAAAGAAACCACCAAAGACAAUAAUUCAUUGAUUUAUAUCAUCGUUGGUGUUGUGGCAUUGAUUUUAGUAUCGGCGAUUUCGAUUACUUGUUUAUACGUGCGAAUGAGACGGAAGAACGAAGUGAUACGCAAACUGAAUGCAAUCGAAUUGAAAUGUUUUGAACUAGGCAAUGUAGAUGGUAUAAGCUCAAAUCUAACGUUAGAUGAACAAGCCGAUCUGUUGCCCUACGACAGAAAGUAUGAAUUUCCUCGCGAAAAACUGAAGCUCGGAGCACAGCUUGGCGGUGGUGCUUUUGGUGUUGUCUAUGAGGGAAUCGCAGAUAGCAUUUUACCAAAUGAGAAGAACACAAAAGUGGCCGUCAAAAUGGUUAAACGAAUGUCAAAUGACGAGAUAUUGCGUGCUCUAAUUAUGGAAUUGAAAAUUAUGGUACAUUUGGGCCAACAUUUGAAUCUAGUCAACUUACUUGGUGCGGUCACCGACAAUAUCACACGAUACGAUAUGAUGAUCAUAGUUGAAUACUGUAGAUACGGUUGUCUGCAAAGUAUCUUAAUCAAAAGCCGAUCAUCAUUCAUCGAUCAGAUUAAUCGUGAAACAGAUACAGUUGAUUCAAGCAUAAAUGCAAGAAAACAACGCGUAGAAAACAGUGCAGGUGUUGAUAACAACGACAGUUAUCAAACGGAUUACCAAUCGGUGGACAAUUCAUUAUACGUUCGUGAUCCAAUUGAUGGGGAUCACCAAUCGAUUGCCAAUUCAUUAUACGUUCAAGACCCAAAUGAUGGGAAUCACCAAUCGAUUGCCAAUUCAUUAUACGUUCGAGACCCAAAUGAUGAGCACCACCAAUCAGUAGACAAUUCGCACAGUGGGAAUUGCUCAGCAGAUGAUGUAGGCACAUCCAGCAAUUUGAUUGAUUCUGAUCCAAUGCCGCAAAUUACAACGAUCGAUCUACUAUGUUGGUCUUUUCAAAUAACGCGUGGAAUGCAUUAUUUGGCAUCACGCAAAAUGAUGCAUGGCGAUUUAGCGGCAAGAAAUAUUCUUUUGUGUAACGAAAACGUCAUAAAAAUUUGUGAUUUCGGUUUGGCUCGAUCGUUGUACAAAACUGAAGUUUACCGUAAGAAUAAAGAGGCACUGCUUCCAUUCAAAUGGUUGGCACUUGAAUCGAUCAAAGAUCACUUGUUUAGUAUUCAGACUGACGUCUGGGCUUUCGGAAUAGUGCUUUGGGAAUUGUUUUCGCUUGGGACGUCGCCAUAUCCUGGUUUGUCAGGCCAAGAUUUUUACGAAAAAUUACUGGACGGCUAUAGAUUGGAGAAGCCUGACUUUGCCACUCAAGACAUACAUGACAUAAUGUUAUCAUGUUGGCGGGUCAAUCCCGAGUUGCGACCAUCAUUCGAUGGUCUUGGGAGAAGUAUCUCCAUGCUUUUGGACACCAGUGUUACCGAACGUUUUGUGAAUUUAAACGAACCAUAUUUAAAAGCAAACGUGGCGAAGUACGAAAGCGGAAAAACAGACUAUAUAGCUUUGAUGGGAACACCCAAUUUUCAAGCACCUCCUAUACCAUCUGUACCAGCUGCACUAUCCGAUCAAUCCGCACCAUCCACAUCAACACUUGAAUUCAAUACAAUGGUUGAAUGUCAUCAACAACCAGACAAAUCAUCAACAACUGCAAAAGAUACUUAUGUAUAGAAUCAAUUUGUGCAGAUUUUCCUCUAUGGAUCCAUCUGCCAAUGAAAGGAAUGACUUAGUUCUCAUCUGAAUUCUACUGAAAAAUAAUUAGUCGGAAAAUGUCAAUAAAAAAACAGUCAAUUAACAAUUUAUAAAACCAAAA